CCUAUGAGGAAAAAUCCUGCAUUGGACUUGACUUGGCCCCUCCAGUCUCCCUUUUUUAAUGAAUAUAAGAAAAAAGUGUAGUUUUUUUUUUUUGUUUUUUGUUUUUUUAUUCUUUAGCUUGCUUGUGUUCUCUGUCUCUCUUCAUUGCUUCCUCAGAAGAGGCCUCAACAUGGGGAGGUGUUAAGAGAGAGAGAGAGUUGAUUAUUUGGGUCAGAAGAGGGGGGGCUCUUAAUCUUCAUAAAUCUAUAAAAUUUUGAACAAAUUUUUGCAAAAAAGAAUGGGGCUAAGUGGAUCCAAAUCGCACGGCCGUCGUCAGCAAUCUUACGAUUACGGGGGUUCGUCAUCGCGAUACAGUUCUUCGAGAUACGCCUCCUACGGAGAGAAUGAUGUGCAGCCUGAGACCAGAAGAAGGUUGCAGGGAAAGUAUUCGAGGAUCGAGGAUAAUUACCAUUCUCUAGCUCAAGUAACUGAAGCUCUUGCGCAAGCAGGCCUGGAAUCUUCAAAUCUGAUUGUGGGAAUCGACUUUACGAAAAGCAAUGAAUGGACAGGCAAAAUUUCAUUCAAUCGACGGUGCUUGCACGAUAUCGGAGGCGUCCAAAACCCAUACGAGCAGGCGAUAUCUAUUAUCGGGAGGACCCUCUCGGCUUUCGACGAGGAUAAUCUCAUCCCAUGCUUUGGAUUCGGCGAUGCAACGACCCAUGAUCAGGAGGUUUUCAGUUUCUAUCCGGAUAACCGACCGUGUAAUGGAUUCGAAGAAGCAUUACAAAGAUACAAAGAAAUCGUCCCAAAUCUUCGUUUAGCUGGACCAACGUCGUUUGCGCCAAUAAUCGAAACGGCCAUCGGAAUUGUAGACAAUACUGGUGGUCAGUACCAUGUUCUUCUCAUAAUUGCUGACGGACAGGUGACGCGAAGUGUUGAUACGCAAUACGGGCAACUAAGUCCGCAAGAACGAGAUACGAUGAAUGCCAUAGUCAAAGCUAGCCAAUAUCCCUUGUCAAUUGUUCUAGUUGGGGUCGGUGACGGACCGUGGGACAUGAUGCGCGAGUUUGACGACAAUAUACCCGCCCGGUCAUUUGAUAAUUUCCAGUUUGUGAAUUUUACGGAGAUUAUGUCGAAAAACAUCCCCGCAGACAAAAAGGAGGCAGAAUUUGCCCUUGGGGCAUUGAUGGAAAUUCCUUCACAGUACAAAGCCACAAUUGACCUGAAUCUUCUAGGUCGAAGACGUGGAGAACCAGAGAGGCAUUGUCUCCCGCCGCCAAGUAUGAAGAGUUAUUCGCGAUCGAGCAGCUUCGAGCAAACUCCUGCAGCAAAUAGAAGAGCUACUGCCUCUUUCGCAUCGGAAAAUUCUCUUGAAGAAAAGAUGUUGUGCCCCAUUUGCUUGUGGAAAUCGAAGGAUUUCGCGUUCGGCUGCGGACAUCAGACCUGCUACGAGUGCGGAAGAGAUUUGCAGCGCUGCCCGAUAUGCCAAAGCAAUAUAACCGCAAAGAUUAGGCUCUACUGAUCGAUCGAGUCGCGUACGGAGAUCAAAUAUGUUCCGAGAAAUCUCAAUUUCGUCGUCGGUGAAUUUGCGAGACAUCUGAUAUUGUAGAUAUUGUAUAUAUGCUUGUGUUCAGGUCUCUGUAUUACUUGUAGCACAAAAAGAGACCAGUGACGAUCUGGUCCACUAGGAAUAAUAACUCGUUGGGUCCAAACUGCUUGCCCAAAAUGCUUGCAUUUAGCUAUUAUUAUUAGGGUGGAGUUUUCUUAUAUAUCCAAUGACAAUUUUAUUUCCAUCAGAUGUGGGACCUAUAGGGUUGUCACAACAUCCCCUAAACUUUAACCUGUUUUGAAAUUGACCCCUGAACUUUCUUUUA
This is a messenger RNA of Ananas comosus (pineapple), 1853 nucleotides long. RefSeq names its product E3 ubiquitin-protein ligase RGLG2-like. The coding region runs from base 278 to 1501 and encodes 407 amino acids. The record is from RefSeq and is a predicted model, not a curated record. NCBI's taxonomy places the organism in Eukaryota, Viridiplantae, Streptophyta, Magnoliopsida, Poales, Bromeliaceae. The transcript has 12 exons.